Molecule: messenger RNA, 1997 nt
Organism: Pyricularia grisea
Lineage: Eukaryota; Fungi; Ascomycota; Sordariomycetes; Magnaporthales; Pyriculariaceae
Exons: 5
Coding region: 465-1997 (510 amino acids)
Biological process (GO): negative regulation of transcription by RNA polymerase II; positive regulation of transcription by RNA polymerase II
Molecular function (GO): DNA-binding transcription factor activity, RNA polymerase II-specific; RNA polymerase II cis-regulatory region sequence-specific DNA binding; zinc ion binding
Source: RefSeq, a predicted model, not a curated record
CCCCAAUCAUCACGACAUCAAUGCGAUAAUCCAUCAAUCCGCCGAGACGCCUUCAAUUGGUUUAAUUCGUCACUUGGAGGGCCAGAUCAAUCAAAGAAGCGUCUACUCGAGAAUUACACGAGAACCAGACCUGCGUUAUCGUUAUCGAUUGAGGUGUGCUGCCUCGAUAACACCUCCAGGGGCAAGAAGGUCACCUAUAUCUACCCGCUACUCGUAAAGCGAUCAUCGAGACAACCAAGUGCCUAUUGACCUCUUGGAUCUUUUUGAGAGAUCGAGGCGAUCUCCGCGACCGACAACCUGAUCUCCUGCGACCAGCCGCGCAAACCUGGCUCUUCGCGAUUUGGUCAUUUCAUCAGUAUUGCGCACCAGGAUCGCAUCAACGAUUCCCUGCGCUAAAUCUGUCACCACUCCUGCCUCUCAACCUGUACGGCCGGGCUACCCUGAUAGCCUCGAUUGGCGCCUAGAUGGAGCUGGCAAUGGAGUUCAAGGAGGACGAGAGGGUGCCCGAGGUGCCCCCGACCGAGGAGGGCGUGGACACAAGUCAAGACGCUCCCCCGUUGGAAACUCCAGCGCCGCCUCCUGUUGAGCCUAUCUCAAGGCCAGAAUCGCCUGGAAUACAGAGUUCUGGUGCUCAGCUGGCAGAGCUCGCGUCUCUGGCAAGCAAUGUUGCUGCGUCUGAACAAUUACAAAGAGCUUCGGCUGAAGUGAAUACCUCACCUCCCCCACCGGCAUUUCCCGAUGCUAUAUCUGCGCAACCAGCGCCGACGGACCCUGCUUUGUCUACUGACCUUGACACGGCCGCCCAGCUGUCUGCACCAGAGACAGUUGCGCAAGAUCAAGCGGUUGCGCAACCAGAGAUGGCGGCGCCUCAGCCACAAGUGAUGCUUGCGACUCAUCAACCCGGGCUAUCAACAGAACCUGCGCAGCCUGUUCCAACCCCUAACAUGCAACCACCUCAACACCAGCCGACGUCUUAUGCUGCUUCAUCUCCAGCCUCACUACCGGGAAUAUUGCCAACUUGCCAGAACUGCGGGACAUCCACAACGCCGCUCUGGCGACGGGAUGAACACGGUGCUGUUCUCUGCAAUGCUUGUGGUUUAUUCCUUAAGCUCCACGGCAGGCCAAGGCCAAUUUCACUGAAGACAGAUGUCAUCAAGAGUAGAAAUAGGGUCAAAUCGAUUCGACCGGAUCUGGCUCUGAAGAAGAAGCAACAACAACACCAGCAGCAAAUGCAGGCUCUUGCUGGUGCAAAUGGUGCACUCGAUGCGCAAACUCAAGCAAGCAUCGCAGGGGCGGCAUUAGGUGCGCGCAGGGCGUCUCAGAAGUCCACAAAUGGCCAUAUAGAAGGUUCGCUCCCAUCAAGUUCUGCCUCUGGCACAACAGACAUGUUCAAUCCUCACAUGCUCUCAGGUUUUGAGGACGGGCAAUAUCCUGCCAAUGUUCUUCCAGGGUUCGGACUGCCGGGUUCAUCCGACCAAAGUGCACUUCUCAACGGCGAGAUGCCCCAGACCCCUGAGCAAUUGCUCGCUGCUAUAUCCAGUUUCAAGACGCGCGUAUCGGAGCUCGAGGUCAUCAAUGACUUUCUCGAGCGUCGUCUACUCACGUAUGAUAGUUAUGGCGGACAACCACAUGACGGGCAAGACGGUGGUGUUGGCCAGGGCGAUGCGCAAUUGAGGUCACAGGUGGAGAGUCUUACUCAGUCAGAGUCGCAGUUGAGAACCGAACUCGAACAGGCUAGAGCCGAGACUGAGCAGCUGCGAUUCAAGGCUGACGAAGCAGACCAGUUGAGGGCAGAGGCCGAGCAGCUCCGCGCUGAACUUGAAGAAAGUCAUCGGAGGGAGAACAUGAUGAAACGGCGUCUCGAAGACGUCGAGCUUGAAAACAAGUUACUGAACAACGUUCCCGAGGUGGAAGAUGAUGGGCGACCAUUCAAACGGCCACGCAUUGAAGAGGCCGCGCCGGUGGCGGAGGAACUUACUCCUCCGUCUAUCGCUUAG